Messenger RNA from Arachis stenosperma, 1467 nucleotides. RefSeq names its product aluminum-activated malate transporter 9-like. The transcript is spliced from 6 exons. Gene Ontology annotation, biological process: malate transport. Gene Ontology annotation, cellular component: plant-type vacuole membrane. The record is from RefSeq and is a predicted model, not a curated record. NCBI's taxonomy places the organism in Eukaryota, Viridiplantae, Streptophyta, Magnoliopsida, Fabales, Fabaceae. Bases 1 to 1347 code for a protein of 448 amino acids.
AUGAAUGGGAAAAAGGAUAGCAUAGAAAUUAGCAUUCCUACUAAUAAACCUGAUUCUGAGAGUAGUAUCAAAUGUAGCAUGAGUAAAGUUUGGUGUAUUUGGAAGGAAGAUGAAGUAAUAUUUGGCCUCAAAGCAGGACUAUCUGUAGUUGUAGUGUCCCUAUUAGCACUGUUUAAAGCCCCCUACCAUGUCUUUGGCACCAAUAUCAUCUGGGCCAUUAUCACUGCUAUCAUCGUCUUCGAAUACACUGUUGGAGCAACGUUUAACCGAGGUUUUAAUCGAGCACUAGGAAGCUUGCUGGCGGGAAUCUUGGCCAUAGCUGUUGUUCAUAUAGCGCUCUGGUGUGGCAGUGUCGCUCAACCUAUUAUUAUUGGCCUUAGCAUCUUCUUCGUUGCGAGCAUAGCGUCAAUGCUGAGAAUUUGGCCAUGGCUUGUGCAAUACGAGUACGGAUUCAGGGUGAUACAGAUAAGCUACUGCUUGAUCAUAAUCUCUGGAUACAGAAUGGGGAACCCAAUUAAGAGUAUGGUGGAUCGCUGGUAUUCAAUCGCCAUUGGAGGAAUCAUUUCAGUGUGUGUCAAUGUCUUUGUUUAUCCUAUGUGGGCUGGUGAUCAGCUUCAUAACGAUCUUGUAAAAUGCUUUGAUUCACUCGCAGAUUCACUCCAGGAAUGUGUAAAGAAAUAUUUAGAAGAAAGAUCACAACACAAGUCUGAAUUCAUCACUUCCAAUGGCAUGGAUGAGAUUUUGGGUGAACUAGCUUAUGAGAGAUGUCAAAGCAACUUGGUUAAUUCUGGGCCAAAGUUUGAAAUGCUGGCUAAUUGGGCAAAGUGGGAGCCACCACACGGUAGAUUCUUGCAAUUUUUAUACCCAUGGACACAAUAUCUUAAAGUUGCAGCAGUGUUACGCCACUGUGCCUAUGAAGUUAUGGCACUUGAUACUAUUCUACACUCAGAAAUUCAGGCACCGUACAAUCUGCGAAUUCUAUUUGAGUCAGAAAUCAAAGAGGUAUCAAACGAAGUGGCAGACCUUAUAAGGAUUCUAGGAAGGGACAUCAGCAGCAUGAAAUGGAGCCUGAAAAACUCCCAUGUCAAGAGUGUUCACAGUGCUACCAAGAGGCUUCAACAUUCUAUGCAACUCCAUUCUUAUCUACUUCUCAAAACUACUUCUGAAGAAGAUAGUGAGAUAACGACAGACUUGUUACCUAGGAUGAGGGCCUUGGAGAGUACGGAAGCAUUGUCGCUGGUCAACUUCACUUCCUCAAUCAUCGAGUUUGUGGCGAGGGUUGACUACUUGGUAGAGGAAGUUGAUAGGCUUUCGAAGAUGGCCAAGUUCAAGCAUGAUGGACAGUAGAAGGAAAAGGUUCAUUCAUCUGUGAUAGUACCACAUACUUAUGGAGUUCAACAAGACAGACAAGUUCUUAAGCUAUAGAAAAAUAUAUCAAUGGUUACCAGUCACCAGUACAGUGCUUGA